AUGCAAAGAAAUGUUUUCAUGGGCGCCACAUAUCGAGGUCGUCAAAAUAUUUGGGCUUUGAAUCUUAUGACACAAACAUUUUUUAAAGAUAUCAAAAAGAUUUUGCCGACAACUCAAGUAGCUUCUUAUGCCACUAGAAAAUCUCUUUUGCGAUUUUUAUGCUGUUUUGUUGUUGUUGCUUGCAAGAAUAUUUAUAUUCGAUUAAUUAACAAGCAUCGUUGUAUGUUUUUCUUUCAUUCUCAACAUUUUAACUUGACAGACGUUCACCGUUUAUUAGCUUAG
Molecule: messenger RNA, 282 nt
Organism: Clunio marinus
Lineage: Eukaryota; Metazoa; Arthropoda; Insecta; Diptera; Chironomidae
Source: the annotation of a GenBank genome assembly